Eucalyptus grandis is the source of this 1266-nucleotide messenger RNA. Its product is annotated as E3 ubiquitin-protein ligase PUB22. Gene Ontology annotation, biological process: protein ubiquitination. The record is from RefSeq and is a predicted model, not a curated record. The coding region runs from base 19 to 1266 and encodes 415 amino acids. The transcript has a single exon. Gene Ontology annotation, molecular function: ubiquitin protein ligase activity. NCBI's taxonomy places the organism in Eukaryota, Viridiplantae, Streptophyta, Magnoliopsida, Myrtales, Myrtaceae.
ACAUCACACCGCGAGCAAAUGGACAACAACAAUGAAGUGGAAGUUCCUCCAUUCUUUCUCUGUCCCAUCUCGCUGGAGAUCAUGAGAGAUCCGGUCUCCCUCUCGACGGGCAUAACCUAUGAUCGAGAGAGCAUUGAGACAUGGCUGUCCACGUCCAAGAACAGCUUGUGCCCCAUCACCAAACGGCCAAUCUCUGACAUGGACCUGACCCCGAACCACAACCUCCGCCGCCUGAUCCAAUCUUGGUGCACCCUCAACUCAUCGCAUGGCAUCGAGCGGAUUCCAACCCCAAAGUCUCCCAUCAGCAAAGCCAAGAUCGCCAAGAUCCUGCGAGAUGCCGAGAAGCCUCAACUCCAGCAGAAGUGUCUUAGGUGGCUGAGAUCUAUCGUUUCUCAUAAUACUUCAGCCAAGCGUUGCAUGGAAGCCACCGGCGCCGUUGAGUUCUUGUCCUCCCUGAUAAAUACAACCUCACAAAAUCAGUCAUUGGCAUUGGAAGUUGGGUCACUGGUCGACAUCAAAACAACGAGUGAUGACGCGCUGUAUAUCCUCUACCAUCUCCAGCUCUCCGAACUGGGCCUCAAGAGCCUUGUCGCCAAGGACAGUGCGUUCACCGAAUCACUCACACGCAUCAUGCAGCGUGGACCUUACGAGUCGAGGGCGUAUGGGGUGCUGCUGCUCAAGUCAAUGUUUGAGGUGGCCGAGCCAAUGCAGAUCAUCACCCUGAGGCAGGAGUUCUUUGCUGAGGCGGUCCAAGUCCUGCACGACCAGAUCUCUCACCAGGCCACCAAGGCCACACUGAAGCUACUGAUAAACCUAUGCCCUUGGGGCCGAAACAGGAUCAAAGCUGUUGAAUCCGGGGCAGUCUCGGUAUUGAUUGAGCUGCUUUUUGAUUGCUCUGACCGGAGGACCAGCGAGUUAAUGUUGAUGUUGUUGGAGAUGCUGUGUCAAUGUGCCGAGGGGAGAUCGGAGUUGCUAAGGCAUGGGGCGGGCAUUGCGGUUGUGUCAAAGAGGAUACUUAGGGUUUCACAGAUGGCUAGCGAGAGGGCAGUCCGAAUUCUGCUCUCUGUCUCCAAGUUCUCGGCAACCGCGAGCGUUGCGCAAGAAAUGUUGCAGUUGGGCGUCGCAGCAAAGCUGUGUUUGGUUCUGCAAGUGGACUGUGGGCGGAAGAUCAAAGAAAAGGCGAUUGAGAUACUAAAAUUGCAUGCCAGGGUUUGGAGGCACUCUCCUUGUAUACCCUCCAAUUUGCUCUCUUCACACCCAUCUUGA